AUGCCAUUGCAUGGGGACACCACGGUCACGGACACCAGCGCGACCUUAUCAGUCGUCGCGGCUGCGGGUUCCCGCGUGAUGUCGCGGACGGAGGUGCCGGCCUUGGUGGUCCUGCGGCGGCGGCGGCGAGGCAACAGUCAGAUUCAGCCCCAGCAGGAAGCCCCAGCUGAGUGCGGGGAGUCCGGCACUGGGAAGCCGCACAUCAUCGUUGUGACGCAGCACGGUCCCAUUCACACCGCGAGAGUUGGCACCCACAGGCACUCACUGCAGCCUACGCGUAUUGUGUCGUCCAGUCUGUCUGCGAGAGUCACGGGGGCAAGCACAUCUGAAGGAAACUAUGAGAGUGGGGCGCACGCCGGCAGCAACGGCGCGGCAUUUCUAAGUUUUUGCUCUUCUAACCGUCACCGAAGAAAAAAUAGCUUGGUACGGCAUAUCGAAGGAGCAUUUGUUGAAGUGCAAGAUGGCGAUAAGAGCUCUGCCAGACGCUCAUCACGGCGUCGCAUUGGCGGUAAUGUUUACGGUAACGACAAAAUCAACAAAUUUGCCAAAGAAGACGAAAAUGCUGAGCAUAAACCAGGGCCUUCUAUCUAUACUUCCGCUCACCCAGCCGUUGGCCUUCUCUCACCUACAACGACACUGCGUCUGGCCGACCUUGAGUGUGCCAUUGCCAAGCAUGGGCAGGUGUCUCUCCGCGUCAAGGCGAACGGCACGAAAUGCUCACGAAUGAACCGUAAAAUAGUCAACCUCCACUUGUGCAAAUACUCGCUUCUCCGGAUUAUUGCAGAGGAGCAGGGGUUUAGAACGCAGGAAACUGAGGAUGAGUUGGAAAAAAAUCAAUUUAAUCUUGUAUGGUCCGACACAGUACUUCCGCUUACGCGUCUGGUACGCCUGGCAAACUGGCAGCGUACCAAUCACUUUCCUUCGAUGUACCUACUCUGCCGCAAGGGUCACCUGGGCAUCACACUUGGGAAGAUGCGUCGAGCGCUUCCCUCGCACUUUCUCUUCUACCCGAGAACGUGGUCUCUUCGUAGUGAGCGGCAUCAAUUUAUGGGGUUCGUGAUGGCGCUACGAUCCAAGAAGGUGUCCAAGUUUUUUAUCCUGAAGCCCAAUUCGGGUUGUCAGGGCCGUGGUAUCGUCAUCUCGCGAGAUCCAUUGUCCGCCGUGGAAGACGUGGACAACUAUGUUGUGCAGGAGUACGUCACGAGGCCACUGCUUCUGGAGGGGCAUAAGUUUGACCUUCGUGUUUACGUGUUGCUAACCUCCAUCCGCGCCCCCUCCAUCUUCAUGUUCAACGACGGUCUCGUGCGUAUAUGUGCCGAGUUGUACGAAAAACCCAACGACAACAAUGUCCGCAACGCAUGCAAGCAUCUGACGAACUACGCCGUGAACAAGCACAGUCCGGAGUACGUGUUUAACAAUAACGCUGAGGAUGGUCAUCUUGGCAGCAAACGUAACUUUAAGUUUCUUAAUGAAUGGUUAGAGGCAUCAGGAAAGUGUCCAGUGGAGUUUUGGGCGGCCGUUGCCCACCUCAUUUGCAAAACCAUCCUUGUUGCACAGCCGCAGAUCACCAGUGUCUACAACUCCUGCUUUUCACGGCCAAAUGACGGCUACAACUGUUUUGAGGUCCUGGGGUUUGACAUCCUCAUUGAUCACAAGAUGAAACCGUGGCUGAUGGAAGUCAACCACACACCGUCGCUUGCCACCGACACCCCGCUGGACUACGACAUCAAACACGCCCUCAUCAAAGAGGUCUGGGAAAUUAUUGAUAUCAAGGCAUCCGACAAGAGACAGGUCGAAAAGAAGGAGCGGAAUCGUUUUGUGCAGCGUGUGAUGUGUCAACCGCUGGCCGCACAAAAUGUGACGGGAACCAAAAGUGAGCGGGGCACUGACAUCACAGCGUCUACCUCGACGCCCACCACGAAUUCGCUGCCGCAGCAACAACUGUUGAAGACGCCAUUGUCUCUCACAGGGGGUACUCAGGAACAGGUAAUGGAGGAGGCUAACCUCAUUGAGGAACGCCGCGCUCGCGAGGACGCAAAACUAUGCAACUUUCAGCGUAUUUACCCCACGACAGAUGUGCAGCACCAGCUCGUAUAUGACGCUAUCCUGGCGCAGGCCCGGACCCAGUUCGGUUCCCCGCGUCCUUCCUGGGUGAGCUCUCCGGCUCCCACUACACCGCAGACAACGGAGGAGCGUUACCGACGUUUUGAUGUCUUAUCUGUGGGGGUUCCCAACCCGCCUCGCGCCGCUUUCGGGACAAGUCUGAGAGAUCGAAGUGUGCUAUCAACACCAUGUGAACCUGUCGCGGACGCUUCAAUUAAUUCCCUCUCAAAUAUUUCCACGUACUCCAUGGGACAACAAAUGCAGCGUCUUUGUGAAGACAUGAAGCUUAGUCAGUCCCGUGGCAAACCGACACCACGGACCGGCUCUUUUUUCAACUCCGCAGUGGGAAGUAAAAGCAGUGUCAGCAACAACAAUCAACACCCCAUAGAUGGACCCUCGGAUUCAGCGCCAUUGACUGGGAUGGCGACAACCAACUUGGCGCCGGAGCGGAAGCGUCCAGUUCUGGGCCGUAUAUCUAUGGGGAUGAAUACUGAAGGCCCACUGCGCAAGCCGCACAUCAUCAAUACGAAACUGGCACCCGGUGGAUCCCCUAGUGUAGCCCCUGUUGGAAAUCCUCCUCCAACCACGGAGCGCCUCGAGGAGAUGCGGAGCCUGCAGGAGCGUCUUGAUCAAGAAGCUGAAUGUGAGCUGUCUCCGUCCCAUGACAGUACUGAGGGAAGCUCCUUUGGCUUAGAAGAGGAGGAAUAG
Molecule: messenger RNA, 2811 nt
Organism: Trypanosoma rangeli
Lineage: Eukaryota; Euglenozoa; Kinetoplastea; Trypanosomatida; Trypanosomatidae
Product: putative tubulin-tyrsoine ligase-like protein
Exons: 1
Coding region: 1-2811 (936 amino acids)
Biological process (GO): protein polyglutamylation; microtubule cytoskeleton organization
Cellular component (GO): cilium
Molecular function (GO): tubulin binding; tubulin-glutamic acid ligase activity
Source: RefSeq, a predicted model, not a curated record